Fusarium vanettenii 77-13-4 is the source of this 945-nucleotide messenger RNA. RefSeq lists its product as uncharacterized. The transcript is spliced from 2 exons. Gene Ontology annotation, molecular function: hydrolase activity. Bases 1 to 945 code for a protein of 314 amino acids. The record is from RefSeq and is a predicted model, not a curated record. NCBI's taxonomy places the organism in Eukaryota, Fungi, Ascomycota, Sordariomycetes, Hypocreales, Nectriaceae.
AUGCGAGCAUUUCAGUUUGCCCUCUCCGUUCUCGCCUUGCCGGCAGCUCUUGGAGCGAUCAACGACUUUGACACUUGGGAACAUGGCCGUGUUGCCCUGAACGAUGUCAGCAUACACUUUCGAUAUGCUGGCUCUGGCCCCCCAGUUCUGCUCGUUCACGGAAACCCUCAGCACAGCUUGACGUGGCAGUUCAUCGGUCCUAUCCUCGCCCAGAAUUACACGGUUAUUGCCCCCGACAACCGGGGCGCCGGAGAUUCGAGCAUCCCCCCUGACGGAAACUACAGCGCAACAGCAUCAGCUGCUGACCUCAAGGGCGUUUUGGAUUUCUUGAACGUCACGUCCGCAUACGUUUUUGCGCACGACAAAGGCGUCGGCAUGGCCACGGCCCUCGCCAUCCAGCACCCACGCUUGGUCAAGAGACUUGCCAUCGCCGAAUAUCCACUCCCAGGAUUCGGAUAUGAACAAAGCUCCAACCCGGCACCCUAUUGGGAUCUCUAUCAGAACUGGCAACUUGCCUUCUUCCAGGUUCCUGACUUGGCAGAGUUUCUCAUGUCGGGCAAAGAGAAGCAGUUUCUGGAAUGGUACUUUUACCACGGCAGCUACUCCGGUCCAGCAAGCUUUAGUGAGGAUACGGUGAACAGAUACACUUCAAGUAUCUCAAAGCCAGGAUUCCUCAAAGCAAUGCUUGGUCCUUUCUCGAGCGCGACUGUGUACGAAGACUCCAAGUUCUUCCAGUCAAAGCUGAAUGGAAGCUGUCUGAGGGUUCCGCUUCUCGGAAUGGGUGCCGAUGAGAACCCACGAUGGACUGCACGCCGUGUCGCCAAGUUUUUUGAAGAGGAUAAUUCGACGCUGGCUAGCAUUGACUUGUCUUAUUUGGAGGAUCUGGUGACUCUUGAUGUUGGAUUCUUUGGCACGCGAAGAAACCUUGCUCUUGGCCAACAGUAG